CAGAUAUUUAAUCGACGUGUACCUGCGUUAAAUAGUCAAAAUAUAAACAUCAGUGUGGUCAGAAUGGAAAAUAUUUGUGAAAAGUUUGUCUAUAUCUGCAAUAUUUUGAUACUAGUAAUUGGAGUUGUUACAGCAUGCGGUGGGAUUUACCUUAUUGUUGGAAUUGAUAAAAUGGAUGAGAAAUUCAAUCCAAAGUUCGAAAAAGCUAAAACCAACAUAAGAACCAUGAUUAAAGUUAUCAACAAGUAUCCAGGUGUAGAAAUGAUAAACCCACCAAAUGUUACAAUGUCAGAACCACUGAAAGACAUGAAUUAUGAAGGAUUCUAUGUGGUGUCACUGAGUGUUCUCAUGCUGGUACAGAUCACAGCUGUUGUGCUGUUUGCAGGUGAUCGAACAAUCGGUUGUAUAGAAGUACUAUGGGAAAAAAUGGAUGAUUACCAAGUUAUUUUCGUUGCUCUUGUAGCUAUCGUCUGUAUAAUUCAGCUGUUUCAGAUAAUUGCAAUUUGCUACAACAACAAUGCCAAAUCAAAUAUAUCAACCAGUAAUAAGACAGAUCAAAGUGAUUCAAGAAAUAAUAAUAGUAUUGCUCCUUUCAAACACAGCUUAAAAGUAAGAAAGAAAGAACAUUCGAAAGAAAAACUAUGGUAUCCUGAAGUUCAAAAAAAUAAUUAUAUAUCUACACAAAGAGAGGCAUGGAAUACAUUAGACCAGGAUGAAAGCUUAAAAAGGGAAGAUAAAUGGCAUGAUGGGGACAGGCGCAAACCUAUGAGGAAACCUACUAAGUCCUUAGUGAUGGACUUUUAGCAACAAUGAAGUUUCUUUACAGUGAAUUGAUGUGCAAGAUUCUGUAUUUGUCAUAAGACGAUUUGCAAG
Messenger RNA from Mytilus trossulus (common blue mussel), 873 nucleotides. RefSeq lists its product as uncharacterized. Bases 64 to 804 code for a protein of 246 amino acids. NCBI's taxonomy places the organism in Eukaryota, Metazoa, Mollusca, Bivalvia, Mytilida, Mytilidae. The record is from RefSeq and is a predicted model, not a curated record. The transcript is spliced from 6 exons.